Messenger RNA from Apis dorsata (giant honeybee), 1165 nucleotides. RefSeq lists its product as uncharacterized. Gene Ontology annotation, molecular function: protein binding. Gene Ontology annotation, biological process: signal transduction. The record is from RefSeq and is a predicted model, not a curated record. Lineage: Eukaryota; Metazoa; Arthropoda; Insecta; Hymenoptera; Apidae.
UUUAUAAGAGAUAUAAAAGUAUAAAUUUUAUAAAUAUGUUUGCAAAAAACAAUGUUGAUCCAGAAUUGGAAAAGUUAAGAAGAGAAGUUAAUGGACCUCCAAAUUUAGAUACAAUAAUUAUAAAUAUUCAAAGAGUUACAAGACAAAUUCAUGCUUCUUAUUUAUUUGAACAGAUUGGAAAACCUACAUUACAAAAAUUAUGUUUAUUAUUAAGUUCUACUGCUACAGGCAAGACUUAUAAUGGUUGGCAAGAUUUUGCUGCACAUAUGGGUUUAUCAAUGGAACAAAUUCGUUGUAUAGAUUAUGAUUUUAAAGGUUUGCAAGAUCCAACUUAUUAUGUAUUAUUAACUUAUGUGCAACAUGUUGAAGCAUUGAUAAGAUUUUAAACUAUUGAUAAGAUUUUAAAUGCUUUGCAAAAAAUACAACAUUUUGAUAUAAUUAGUCAAAUAAAAAAUGAUAUUUAUGAUUUAAUUCAUAAAAUUUUACAAAAUGUUAAAAAUGAUGAAUCAACUAUAUUAAGACCAAACAGUAUGCCGAAAGUUCCAUUAGUAUUAACUCCAAUUUAUUUUAUACAAGAUAUAAAAAAAUAUGAAGUAGUCUCUAAUCAUGUACACAAUUUACAAAAGACAAAAAAAUUAUAUGGCAGUAUAGUUAUGUUAACAUUUGCUGAUGAUGGUUUAGAAACUGCACAACAUAUAACAAAAAUAUUUAGAUCUAAAAAAUCCAAAAUUGGAGUUCUUAUACUUCAAGAACAAGAAAAUUAUGUAUAUAGUAGAGCAGAAGAAUUUAUAGACGAUUGUUUUAAACAGGUGAAUUUUAUUAUUCCUAUAUUAAUACAAGGAUAUUUGGAAAGAAUAAAUAAUUCUAAAAAAAUUUACAUUGAAGAUCAAAAUAAGUUAGAUGCAAAAUAUGUAAAAUAUAUAUAUUCUUUACUAAGACUUUAUGAAUAUAUGAAAAAUCAAUGUAUCAAUUACCGUAUAAGAUGUAUAGUUUCCGUUAAAGAAGUAUAUACAGUUGCAAAAGCAAAUUUGCAUCCAACUUUGCAAGCAUGGUUUAGAGAAAAUGAUAUUAAUGCAUUUAUUAAGAACAUUCUUUUACAAAAUUGUUCAAAAUAAACUUAUCUAUGAUAUUUUAAUUUUGUAUAUAAUAAACAAUAAAUUUUAAA